Molecule: messenger RNA, 1750 nt
Organism: Malania oleifera
Lineage: Eukaryota; Viridiplantae; Streptophyta; Magnoliopsida; Santalales; Ximeniaceae
Exons: 2
Coding region: 251-1558 (435 amino acids)
Source: RefSeq, a predicted model, not a curated record
AAAAUAGAAAAAUAAAAGCAAAAAUGGAAAUAAAUAACUCAUCACGCGCGGUUGGUGUCAUCAUCGUCAUAUCUACCCGGCGCUGGAACACCGGUUCAGAACCAGACGCCAACCCAUCCCUAAGUACGUCUCCCCAAUCAAUAUCUCUCUCCCCCCAAUAUCUCUCUCCCUCUUUUUCUAUCUCUAUUUCUAUGGGAGAAAUCGGGAGCGAGAUCCGACGGGUGCUGAAGAAGAGGACAAAGAGGGGGAGAUGCUGAUAAGCAUCGCUCAUCCAAAAGCCAUGACCCAUUUCACGAGGUGGGUUUCGGAUCUCGACUGGCGUCUCCUCCUCUUGAUCGCUCCUCUUCUCUCACUCCUCGUCUUCUUCUCUCUCUCCGCAAGCAGCCCCUUCGCCUCAUUUCCCCCAAUCGCCUCCAUCUUUUACAAUCGAGCCAACUCGUCCUCCUCCUCCGCCGCCCCCGCUACCGCCGUCCCUAUUCUUUCCCCAGCACAGAGGGCGAGGACGAAGGCGGAGCUGAACGCGUCGAGAAUCGCGGUGUGCUUGGUGGGCGGCGCCAGGAGGUUCGAGCUCACCGGACCCUCCAUAGUGGAGAGAAUUCUCAGGGAGUAUCCCCGGUCGGAUCUUUUCCUGCACAGUCCGGUCGACCGCGACGCGUACAAGUUCUCGCUCCUGAAGGACGCGCCCCGGGUGGCCUCGGUCCGGCUGUUCGAGCCCGCGCCCGUGCCGGAGACCGAGUCGCAGCUCCGAGUCCUCACCGCGCACAACUCGCCCAAUGGCAUUCAGGGGCUUUUGCAGUAUUUCAACCUUGUAGAGGGAUGCCUCACGCUGGUUAAAGUUUACCAGGAACAGAACAACCUCACGUACGACUGGAUCGUCCGAACCCGAGUCGACGGGUACUGGUCGGGCCCGCUGGACCCGGGAAACUUCAUACCGGGUCACUACCUGGUCCCGCCCGGAUCCACCUACGGCGGCCUCAACGACCGCCUCGGCAUCGGCGACUUCAAAACCUCCGUCGUCGCGCUGUCCCGCCUUUCCGUCAUCCCCCACCUCGACUCGGCCGGGUUCCGCCACCUCAACUCGGAGACCGCGUUCAAGGCCCAACUCACCACCCAGGGGGUCCCCUACGUCGCAAAGCGCCUGCCCUUCUGCGUCGUCUCUGAUCGGAAAUACGGGUUCCCGCCGGGCCGGUUCGGCGUUCCGGUGGCGGCGCUCUCGAGCCCCGGCCCGCUUAGCGGGGCGAAGUGCCGGCCGUGCACGGAGGCGUGCGUUGGGCAGUGCGUGGCGGGCGUGAUGUCAGGGCUUGAGAGGGGGUGGAGCUGGACGGAUUGGGCCAACGGGAGCCUCCGGCUCUGCGACGCGCACGCCGAGUGGGAGAGGGGUUGGGAGCGGAUCUUCGAUCGGGUCGCGGGGAAGAAACUUGCCCAAGGCAGGAAACGGGUCAGAUCGUUGGAGCUAAAGCGUUGCGUUAAUGAUUUGGAGGAGAUGAGGCGGCGGUCUGCGCAUUGGGAAGCGCCUCCGGCGAGGGAGAUUUGUAAGAUGGGCUUGGCGUCGGCGUAGGGCCAAACGCCGUCGUGUUAGAUUAGUGGGGCACGAUACUACUGUAUAAUGGUUGAUUGAUGGGAGGGGUAUUUUCGGACUUGUAGAGUUUUUUUUGUUUUUGUUUGGGGGUAUUUUUUGAAGCAUGAUCGGGGCCUGCACUGUUAAUUUGGAUUGACACAAAUAAAAGAAAAAGGAAAAGGAUGUACAUAA